CCCCGUCGCGUCGGGAAGCUUCCGGACUACGCUCGAACCUUGAUCUCCUCCUCUCCCUGCUCCUCCCCUCGGGCGCCGCCCCUCCGAUCGAUCCAUCCUGUCCGCGACCAUGAGAAGAGGCUACAGCUACAGUCCAUCGCCGCCACCAAGAGGCUACAGGGGAAGGGCUCGUAGCCCUAGUCCCCGUGAUCGUUAUGAUGGCCGGGGUAGAGAUCUCCCAACCAGUCUUUUGGUCAGGAACCUUCGUCGUGACUGCAGGCCAGAUGACCUUCGCCGGCCAUUUGCACAGUUUGGUCGUCUUAAAGAUGUAUAUAUUCCAAGGGAUUACUAUACUCAGGAGCCGCGGGGAUUUGGUUUUGUCCAGUACUUUGAUCCCGAUGAUGCUGCAGACGCAAAAUACUACAUGGAUGGACAGGUCAUUCUUGGCAGAGAAGUCGCAGUUGUUUUUGCACAGGAGAACAGAAAGAAGCCUGCUGAGAUGAGAACCAGAGAAAGUAGCAGGGGUCGGUCUUACGAUCAAUGUCACUCCCCUUCUCCAAGGGGCCGUCCAUCUUACCGUGGCCGAAGCUACUCAAGGUCUCCAUCCCCUCGGCCUGCGAGGCGCAGAUUCAGAGACGAGUCCCCCUUGCGCUCCCGUUCACCUGUGGACAGCGGAUCGAGGAGCGUGAGUCCUCCAUUGGAUGGGAAGUACGGCAGGUCCUCACGAAGAGAGAGGUCGAUUUCGGUUAGCGGAUGAACAGCAGUAGCUCUGCUCGGGGUUUAGAACAGACUUUCACGCGGUGAUCUAGUUUGCUAUCCCUUUUGUGUGGACCGUGCUAUCUGUGGAUUUAUGUAGAGAAGAUUGCCGUCAUGUAUCAGCAAGAUAUGUCAAACUGCGUCUGUGACUGUACUUCUGCACUAGAUUAUUCAGCGCAUAAAAUAAAUAUGACCCUGCA
Hordeum vulgare subsp. vulgare (domesticated barley) is the source of this 935-nucleotide messenger RNA. Its product is annotated as serine/arginine-rich SC35-like splicing factor SCL33. Gene Ontology annotation, molecular function: RNA binding. Bases 110 to 736 code for a protein of 208 amino acids. NCBI's taxonomy places the organism in Eukaryota, Viridiplantae, Streptophyta, Magnoliopsida, Poales, Poaceae. The record is from RefSeq and is a predicted model, not a curated record. The transcript has 6 exons.